AUGGUAGCUGUAAUUUCCACCCCCUCACAACCCGAAAACAGUUUCACACCUCGCACGCCCAAACCGCGACAAGCCACGUCAUCAUCAUGCCAUUCGCCGUUGAGCUCCAAAAGAUCAGAGUCGGUGGAGCGAAACCGACCUCGCAGUGGCGCCACCGAAAUGACACCGUCUGGAAAGAUGCUCUUGACUUCCACCACAACUAGGAGCUUGUCCGUGUCGUUUCAGGGCGAGUCGUUCUGGAUCACCGUUAGCAAAUCCAAACCAAUCAACGCUCCACCACCUAAACUCGCCGUGCCGAGAAAAUCACCGUUCGAUACUUCUUCGUCUCCACGAGCAGUUCUCAAUAGCCGUGGCCAAGUUUCAUUUUCACGUCCUCCAUCACCGAACAAACUUCCCACAGUAGCAUCUUCUUCUAGAGGCGUGAGCCCCUCUCGACUCAGAAAUGGAGCGUCACCUACUCUCAAUAAUGCUUCAACCAGCAACCAACCUUCUAUUUUGAGUUUUGCUGUUGAUGUUAAGAGAGGGAGAAUAGGAGAGAACCGAAUUGUUGAUGGACAUUCGUUGAGACUUUUGUAUAACAGACUCUUGCAAUGGCGUUUUGUAAAUGCCAGAGCAGAUACUGACCUCUCUCUACAGAAAUUCAAUGCAGAGAAUUGUCUCUAUGAUGCUUCGGCGUCUACCUGUAAACUACGAGAAUCUGUUUGUGCCAAAAGAAGAGAGUUACAAUUGCUGAAGCUACAGUUUAAGCUGACUUCCAUCCUCAGGGAGCAAAUGAUGUAUUUGGAAGAUUGGGGUACUUUGGAUUCGGUGUAUAGUGGUUCACUUUCAGGAGCGAUUCAAGCACUGAAGGCUAGCACUUUCCGGCUUCCUGUUGUUGAUGUGGCAAAGGCUCAUGGGCUGAAAGUGAAGGAUGCGAUUUGUUCAGCGGUGGAUGUAAUGCGGGCAAUGGCAACCUCCUUAUGCUUAUUGUCACCAAAGAUUCGUGUCAGAGCUACGACUAAGUUCUGGUUUCAAAAUCUUGUUAAACUUGAAUUAAGAUAUUUUGAGUAUUUACCAUCAAAAGGGUUAGACAUUGGCAACAUUGUGAUGCCUUGGGCCUUGUGGCUUUCAGUUGGACAUGUAAAUUCAUUGGUGGUUGAAGUUGCCAACUUGAGUGCAAAGGAGCAUGUUUUGCUUGAUGAAUGCAAAGACCUUCUAUCAAAGGUCAAAGCCAUGCAGGUAAAUUUUGUAUCUAAAAGAGGCAGUGAAGCUUAA
Molecule: messenger RNA, 1254 nt
Organism: Abrus precatorius (Indian licorice)
Lineage: Eukaryota; Viridiplantae; Streptophyta; Magnoliopsida; Fabales; Fabaceae
Product: QWRF motif-containing protein 2-like
Exons: 6
Coding region: 1-1254 (417 amino acids)
Biological process (GO): centrosome cycle; spindle assembly
Cellular component (GO): cytoplasm; nuclear microtubule; centrosome
Molecular function (GO): microtubule binding
Source: RefSeq, a predicted model, not a curated record